UACAACGUACGUAAAUCAAAGGACACAGUCAUGGCGACACUGCUACGGGACUCCAGGGUUGCAGAGUACGACGUGCUCAUUCAUGUCGACAACACAUCACCCAGCGAAGGAUAUCUUCCACCUCUGCUACCCGACCGUAGACGAUGGGGAAGGCCCAGCACAGGUGUGCUUCUUUGUCAAUAA
This is a messenger RNA of Verruconis gallopava, 183 nucleotides long. RefSeq lists its product as uncharacterized. Lineage: Eukaryota; Fungi; Ascomycota; Dothideomycetes; Venturiales; Sympoventuriaceae. The transcript has a single exon. The record is from RefSeq and is a predicted model, not a curated record. The annotation marks the transcript as partial.